AUGAUUCACGACAGAACGGAUGGCCUCAUGUUGCCCCUAAUGAAGAGGGCGACACCUUCAAUGCGCACAAUCUGUGUUCGCCUAGAGGAGCAUGGACAGUACCGGAAUAACAUGUCCGUUCGACAAAAGAACCUGCACCACAUCAAGUUUUUGUUGUCGUCCUACUACAAGCAUGGACAUGAACUUGGAUACAUGUUCCAUGCUUACUUGAAUAUUGUGUGCACGGCCAUGGAGAGGAUUAACAAUUUGAGUCGGCCAGCUUUCAUGUUUUCCGGAGCUUCGGUCACUGCUGGAAUGGUGGAUCAGUAUCAGGAUCAAACUUUUGUUAAGAAGAUACGUCUGUAUCGAGUUCAAAGUGAAAAUCUUACUGCACGGGCAAUUAUGAAAAAAGUGGUGUUUAGGAUUAGCAGAAGGGCAACCCACUAA
Striga asiatica is the source of this 426-nucleotide messenger RNA. The record is from the annotation of a GenBank genome assembly. Lineage: Eukaryota; Viridiplantae; Streptophyta; Magnoliopsida; Lamiales; Orobanchaceae.